Messenger RNA from Procambarus clarkii (red swamp crayfish), 2344 nucleotides. RefSeq lists its product as uncharacterized. Gene Ontology annotation, cellular component: synapse; neuron projection; plasma membrane. The record is from RefSeq and is a predicted model, not a curated record. Gene Ontology annotation, molecular function: extracellular ligand-gated monoatomic ion channel activity; protein binding; neurotransmitter receptor activity. NCBI's taxonomy places the organism in Eukaryota, Metazoa, Arthropoda, Malacostraca, Decapoda, Cambaridae. Gene Ontology annotation, biological process: regulation of membrane potential; nervous system process; chemical synaptic transmission.
GGUGGUGUUGCUGGGGAUGACGAAGGACUACAUCGCUCUCGUUCCUGAGGCCAACGGCGUCACCUACGUCGGGAAGCGGAAGCUGCUGGAGUACUACUUGAAGGAUGAGGUGAUGAUGCCUCACGACGAGGCUAACUACAGCGGACAGGUGGUGAAGCUGACCUUCCAGAACCUGUCCACCUUCUACAUCACCUCCACCUACGUCCCCACCUUCAUCAUCGUCGUCAUCGGCUACCUCGUCUUCUUCUUCCCCGUCGACGACUUCAACGAGAGGAUCAUGGUCGCCCUCACGGCUCUGCUCGUAGAAGCUGCUUUUUUUACUCAGACGAGCGCCAGCAUCCCCCAGACUGCUUAUCUCAAGCUGGUCGACAUCUGGUUUGUUUACUGCAUCAUCAGUCUCUUCCUGGUGGUGGUCACCGUCGCCUUCCUCAACUGGUGCAAGAAGUGCGCCCCGGCCUGCGUGCUGGGCGUGGGCCCUUACACCAGCGGCGCCCGCAAGGUCUUGGCUGCCCGACGGGCGGCGCUGGCCACCUCUCUCAACCUCCUGUGCCGGUUCCUGUGUCCAGUCCUCACGGCGCUCUUCCUCAUCUUCUACCUCGUCAUGGCCGCCCUCAUCGACAUCCCUGAGUUGAAUAUACAGUUGAAUCGAUAAAGAAACGUAUACUGUGUGGGGUGUUAAGGUACACUUGGGAGUUGUAGGUAAUAAAGUGGGUUUAUGAACAACCCAGCGGGUUUUCUUCCUAUUGGGGAGUGUUGUACAUGCUGCUAUGGCGGUAUGUUCACUCACAAGAUGAGUGGCGCUGCCCAAUAAACUCGCCCCUCGGGGCAAAAUUUAAAUUUACACGAGUUGGUCUAAGGACUGUGUUUAUUAUAUGGUAAGAAAAGAUUUAUAUUGUAAACCCUCGGGCUUUUAGGCUUUAUCAACAUUAUUUUAUAAUAUUAUGAAGUACUUCAUCAACCAGGCAAGGGCAGCUGGUACAUGUAUAAUGUUUGUACAGUAUAUGUAUAAUGUUCGUGCAACGCGUGUAUAAUGGUCAUACAACAUGUGUAUAAUGUUCAUACAUGUGUAUAAUGUUGAUACAACAUGUGUAUAAUGUUCAUACAUGUGUAUAAUGUUGAUACAACAUGUGUAUAAUGUUCAUACAACAUGUGUAUAAUGUUGAUACAACAUGUGUAUAAUGUUCAUACAACAUGUGUAUAAUGUUCAUACAACAUGUGUAUAAUGUUCAUACAACAUGUGUAUAAUGUUCAUACAACAUGUGUAUAAUGUUCGUUCUAAGCGUUAUCCUGAUAUAGAAUAUUAUUGCUUCUUAGUAAAUAUAUUUACUUAAGCAAUUAAUGUUAACGUGGUAAGUCUUGUCUCUAGCGUAUACAGUUUAAAGCUUGCUAGAGCUCAAGCUUUGGACGUCCAGAGUGAAGUAAACGUUUAACACCGAGAAUGUGGAGAGAGAAACCGAGAAUAUGAAGAAAAACACCGAUAAUGUGGAGAAAAACACCGAUAAUGUGGAGAAAAACACAGAUAAUGUGGAGAAAAACGCCGAUAAUGUGGAGAAAAACACCGAUAAUGUGGAGAAAAACGCCGUUAAUGUGGAGAAAAACGCCGAGAAUAUGGAGAGAAACACCGAUAAUGUGGAGAAAAACACCGAUAAUGUGGAGAAAAACGCCGAUAAUGUGGAGAAAAACGCCGAGAAUAUGGAGAAAAACACCGAGAAUAUGGAGAAAAACACCGAGAAUGUAGAGAGAACCAUAUUCUCCGAAGAGCUCCCAGGCCUGCCAACAGACAAUCUGGGUCGUGUGGAAACGACUCACAAUGUAUUAGGUACAGUAUUGGGUAUUGUAUCAAUGUAUUAGAUGAUGAUAUAACCAUUUACAAAACAAAUUACAUAGAUAACUCGUUGAUGAGAGUUACUGAUGCUAUUUAUACCUUGGCUGUCGUUAUUCGCCUGUCUUAAUUAGCCAGUAACCUGGACCAGAAAAACAUUUAAGUAAUCACUAACGAAACCUGUACAUCUUUCGACAAUCAUGGAGGCUUUGUUUACACUUAUGAACACGUUUAUGAGCUCCGAAUUACUACGAAGUUGUUUAUAACAGUAAUAUAACCUUGAGUUGUGAAGUUGUGAUGCUCGUAAACUGUUUAAUAAACGUAGACAAAGCCGCCAGGAUUGUUAGAAGAUGUACAGGUUUCGUAAAUAGCUGCUUAAUCAUUGUUGAGACCAAUGUAUACCACGCACACACAUGUUUAUGCUUUACAUAUAUAUAUUCUCAACAAGUGUAUGGUCCACAACUGUGUGCUUCACGCAUGUGUUCUACACAUGUAAUUAUCAUAUAAAGUCAAAUAAACUAU